This is a messenger RNA of Misgurnus anguillicaudatus (oriental weatherfish), 1049 nucleotides long. NCBI's taxonomy places the organism in Eukaryota, Metazoa, Chordata, Actinopteri, Cypriniformes, Cobitidae. The record is from RefSeq and is a predicted model, not a curated record.
CGUCAUAAUUUAAAUGGCGAUUUAACGCGAAACAGCAAACUCAUGAAUAUUCAUCCGCCCAAGGCCAUAUCAGUCACCAAAUAUUUCACGCGCAUCAGGUCGAGCGCAUCUAAUAACGUGAGGGACAGACUGCUGACAGGACGCUCUGGAAUCUUUGACUUAAGUUACACCGACUCUUCACAAGGAAAAUGGCUCAGAGACAUUUUGAAGGAGAAGCACUCGCUAAAUCUUACCAGUGCUACCGGGUGUCUCCACCUCAGGACCUCAUAGAUGAAGUGUUGAACUUCCUUCGGAAAACAAUACAGGGUGAUCUGGAUCUAGCCGUGGAUGUCGGCUGUGGAUCCGGACAGGGUACCAAAUUGUUAGCCCCUCACUUUCUCAAAGUGGUCGGGUUAGACAUCAGUCCAGCUCAACUAAAGAUAGCUGAUGCUGAUGAACAUGCUCCAAAUGUUUCUUACAGAGAGAGUCCUGCGGAGGAUUUGCCCUUUGAGGACGAGUCAGCUGACUUGGUUACGUCCAUGACGGCUGCUCACUGGUUUGACCAUCCACGCUUUCUGAAAGAGGCUGACCGUAUUUUGAGGCCGGGUGGCUGUCUAGCUCUGCUUAGCUACACUUUGGAUUUUGAGCUAGAAUAUGAAGACCGAUCCCCUAAACUUAAUGAAAUCUGUCAAGAGUUCUAUGCGACUGUGCUCCCUUUCCGAAAAGCUUACCUUGGAUCCAGUUCUCUGAAACUCUACAAGAAGAUCUAUGACAUGGUUUCAUACAAAGAUAAAGAGUGGCAUGCAUGUCGGAGGAGCCGAGUACGUAUGCCACUAUCGAGCUAUAUUGGUUUGGUUGAAACGUUUGCCACAUAUCAAGGUUUUUAUGAAAAUGAUCCUGAUGAAGCCAGGAGACUAUCUAAGACCAUCACAGAGAGAUUGAUGGAAGCAAUGGGGGCUUCAACCCCUGACACAGAAGUGGUGGUUGUGGUGAAAUAUUUCUAUUUUUUGGCAUCUAAACCACAGGAAUCCUAGAAUUUUACUGUAUUAAAGACACUGGCUCUCUGGUUC